AUGAACAGUUUUGAUUCUCAAAGGCAAGACUCCUUGAAAAGGAGAUGGCAAAAAAAUCAUCCUAACCGUUCGAGCAGCGCUUCCAGUUUCUAUUCCAGACUUCUGGGUGAUACUCCAUCACCGUUAAUGGGUAACCCUAAAAAUCUCCAAAGCUUUCCCGGAGGUUUUGAUGAUGAUGAUGAUCUAGUCUCCAAUGUGCUCCCACCAGUCACAGUGGUGCUUGAAGGCCGUUCGAUCUGCCAGCGCAUCAGCCUUCAUAAUCAUGCCAGCUACCACAGCCUUGCAAAGGCUCUCCGACAGAUGUUUGUGGACGGCGGCGAGUCUGGUGUUACGUCUGAUAUUGGUGUUGAUCUUUCGAAUGCUGUUCCUGGUCACCUCAUUGCUUAUGAAGACAUGGAAAAUGAUCUUCUUCUUGUUGGUGACCUUAAUUGGAAGGACUUUGUUAGGGUGGCCAAGAGGAUUCGGAUACUGCCAUCGAAGUCUAAUUCAAGGAAGGGAACAGGAGGGGCAUGA
Messenger RNA from Ilex paraguariensis (yerba mate), 513 nucleotides. The record is from the annotation of a GenBank genome assembly. Lineage: Eukaryota; Viridiplantae; Streptophyta; Magnoliopsida; Aquifoliales; Aquifoliaceae.